GCCGCAAGGCCAACAGAUCGACAGCCACGUUCUUAUCAAAACGGUCGGUUUCCAUGGCGACAAUCAGGCAGACCGACUGGAAACGCCAGGCGCGGUUGUUGGUGUGCUCGUUUCCGCAUCGUGCUUCGUCGAAGCCCGCCAGCGAAGGAAGCCGUAGCUUCACCGAGGGUGCGGACGGUGAUUGCCCCUGGCAAAUACGUUGUGGCGCUCGAACAGUUGUGGAUACAUCUACCCUGGAAAGGUACCCAAAUCCUUUACCGCAAAGGCCGCAAUCUUCUAGUCGCGCAAGAAGACGCACAGCCAUAGGCCACGUCGAAGAGCACGGAUAGCCUCAGUGCCCACGACAAGCAUUAUGGGCACGUUGCUGAUGUACCGGGACCUUCCCGGUGGCCCGACUAAGGUCAAGUUCGCGGACGAGAUAUCCCGUCACUGCCUUUGCGUUCAGUGCGGCAUGCUCUCGCUGUCCAUGUUUCAUGACCCCGGCGGCCACAUGUUUUGCGAAGCCUGUCUGCACGAGCAGAGCUUGAAGCAUAAAAGAUGUCGACAUCUACUGCACGUACGAACGAAAGAGGAUCGAUAUUAACGAGAUGUUCGAAGCUCGUGACCUCAUCAUUAUACUCCGCGAACAGUACGUGGACUGUCCGAAUCAACGAAAUUGCAAAAGAAAAGUGCAACUGCAAAAUCUACCAGAUCACUAUGUUUUAUGCAAGCAACGUGUUCAAUGCCCCAGCUGCGACCAAAGCAUCGAGACCAAAACGUGGAUGGAUCACCGCUGCGCCUUCAAUACACAACAGGCUAUAACCGAAGCAGCAGAGAAAUCCAGCGCUUCAGAGAAGACGGUAAAGGAAGAAGGUCAUCAAGAGGAACAGAAAACUCUAGUCUUACGUUCUCACGAUCCCCGCACAUCUAAACCAAGCGCAACCCAGAAAUAUUCUGACAUUGAAAGUGCAGCAAACUCUAAUUAUCCUCCUGAAGAACGUCGGCGUGAAGAGUCGGAUGCCGCGGCUAUUCAACCCCGUCAUCAGGUUAUGUCCGCAGCUGGUGCUGCCUUGGCACCAGUGCAGCACAGCGAAGGAGAAAAUGGCGGCCCUGCCAUGAUGCAGGUAUGCGAAUUUUGCCAGAGAAACGUUAAGCAAAGCAACAUGCCACGUCACCGGGAAAAUUGCGCCAAAGCUCCGAAGCUUUGCGUCUACUGCGAGAAACAGUUUCAACCCGAAGAUAUGUUGUCGCAUAUUCAAGAAUGUCCUGUCAACCCCGACAACGUAACCCCGGAACGCGAAACAAGACGUCUGUUAAAAAUCGUGACAAGCCAGCCAACAUCACACGGGGGUGUUGCAGGAAAACUAUGCGAAACAAGUGAACCACCUUUCCGUGACCAACUUCAAACGCCCAACAGCAGGUGCAAAGCAGCAGCAGCAGCUGCAGCAGCCGUUCCCGACCCCGUAGACCACUCAUCAGCGCAUUCUCCCUUGUAUUUCGACCACGGCACCAAUGUGGGUGGUACACCAACCUGGUUCCAGUACUUGGCCUCAAAAGACUGGCUGAGCGCCUUCGUGGCUAUGGAAGAAUCGUUCAGUACCCAAAGAUUGGAGGAGCACGACAGAUACGCCCGCUUAGCUCCCGCACUGGUUACUUUAAAUCAGUACGCCUGCGUGCAGGAUUUCUUGGCGCAGCCUUCUCCAGUGCAGACGUUCGACUGUCUGUUAGCGGCACUGUUUGUGCGGGUGUACCUGCCACAAAACGCAUGGCCGAGAACGCAGGAAGUGACGUGGAUGCAAGCUCAACAAUACCUUCCUCAUUUCCUGGCAUCCAGGCUGAGUGAAGAGGCCGUAGAUUACCUGCGUGCGUUCCCUGUUUUCCUUGAAGAAAUUGGCUCGCUACCGGUUGAUGAAAACUGGUCGCGUACUACGGAAAGUCAGCCGGGCCCUAAUGAAAAGCCAGUCAUCCUGGAAGAAAGCACAUCCACCACCACUGCUAAAACUCUUCAGGGAGAGAAGAGAGCGGAAACGGAGACAUCGGAGAGAGCUUUACGGGGAGAAGCGGCUGCAUCGGAUGUAUUGGGUAAGAAAUAUUCUGCUCCUCUACAGGAUGAAUCAAGCGCGAAGCCAUGCCACUUACUAGCGGAUUUUGGUCCUUAUCCGAUGAAUACUCUACAUCUAAGUGCCCCAUUUCAGAAAGACACGGAAAAGCUAAGCGUCGACCCAAAAAGCGACGACAGUGCAAGAGGAGAAGACGCUGACUGCACUAUAUACUUGAAUGUUCCUCCGACAGCGCACACGGAGACCUCUCAGCAAAGCCGAAGUCAUUCGCAUCCCAUGGCCAACGCGCACCCAUUGAGCAACAGGGAAUUGUUGUAUUCGGCCAUAGAAGCAUCCUCUAGACAUCGGCGUGGCUUGUUGAGUGCAUCUUCGCCCAGCUCCCUACAACCAAACCCAACCUACAAAAUUCCCCCAUCUGUCAGCUCCAUCAGGGGCAGCAACCAAUGCACAGCUGCAUUACAUGGCAUCAAUAGCACAAUGGGAAUUGUGACCUCGUCGGCCGAUUCGACUGCAUCUGCAGGAAGCAGUGAAUAUACAAGCACCGAGCAGCCACCCAGAAGGACUGAUAGCAUAGAAAGCUCUUUUGGAGGAAAAGCAGGGCGUGGUGUAACAUGCCGAGAAUUUGCUGCUAAGCUCGAAGAAAGGACCAGCAGUGAGUGCGCCACUUUCACGGAGCCUGAACAUUCCGAUGACAGAAGUCUUCAUCAGCUGUGUACGCGUGGUCCUCCCUACAAAUGCAGGUCAGCCACGUAUGUGCCGAAACAAUAUCGUGACACUGAAUUAGGCACUGGUAGUCGUGCGGAGCGUUCGAAACCAUAUCCGGGUAGAGCAAGGCUUGUCUCAACCGAACUGCAGGCACCUGCAUUCGAUGAAAAUAGUUUCACUUUCAUACACAGCCUCGGUAGGGGCUUACUAACAUCGAGAAAUGGAACACGGAGGCCCUGGGAUUGUUCUGGUGUGACCGAUCAAUGUGCAUUUAACGUAGAUGGAGUCAGGAAUCCGAACUUUGAAGAUGCUCAAGAUGUACAGGAGUAAACAUUCGUUGUAAAAAAAAACUGCAUCUUGAAUAUACUUUGCACAAUUCUGGAAACACUUGACAACCGUUCAAGUAAAACUCCAUGGAUGGGCUGCUCAAUUUCAUAAAACGCACAUGUUAAUUCGCUUGCAACAAGAAUCAAGCCACUAACAAAACCACAAAGGUUUCUCAGGAAGCUUCGAAAAUAAGUUUGCCCUGGGUCGAGUACCGAAUAAGGGACCACCGAGUUAUAAGGCUUGUCUAUAUCCACCUACGUAGCUUGCCUGGAGACAAUCAAAUGACCGGGCAACAUCAAUGUGAUCUUCAAGAAAGCCUCCAAAACAGAAAAUAUGCAAAUAAGUGUCUUAAAGAUCAGUAAGAUCGGUUCCAUCAGCUGGCUUCUCAGUAGAGCAAUUGCCUCUGAGGUGUUAGUGCUGCUUGCAAUUCCGCGACGAAAACCAAUCUUUGUGACAUUGAAAACGUCGAAGCGCAGUGUGCGGCAUCCGUCGGUCCUUUUCUCUAGAACGACGGGUCGUCGUUUUCCGUCAAGACGUUGUUUUAAAUGUCCAUACUCACCGUCGCUCCCACCUUAUAGUAAAUAAAAAAAAAUCAUAGAAAUUGUGUAAUCGGGAUACUUCAUGACGCUGCUGCAUUGCUUACGCGAGGUAUUGAGCUGCGCACUGGCAAUGGGAGCGCCGAUGUUUCUGCGCAUAAUUCGUAUAGCCACAACAAGCAAUAUUGUAGAGUGCGCAAACAAGGUUUCGUACAUCGCAAACGAUCCUCCGUGCAAAUGUUCUUGAGGAGAUGACGGUGUUCACAAUGAGAGAAUGUUUCUGUCCAAUUAAAUGAGUUUAGAGGAAUGACUGAAGGAUGAUUAGUUUGUUUGGACGACGAAGGCCUUUGUUUCGAGUAAUCCGCACGAGUUUACUUCCAUGCUACCUGCUACUCAAAAAAUCUGGCAAACGAGAUUGUCCUCCAGCCCACACUACUACGCGGAAUGUUAUCCGCCAUUUUACAUUUACAGUCCAGCUCUAUUUACGUUCAACGAAGAUUUGAAGAGGAUAAAUACUGAGUGCAAUUGCCAAGCCAUCGUGGAAUCAAUGGUCAAAUACUUCACAAGGCAAGCCAAUUGAUGUUGCGGAAAAGGGUUGUUCUUUUUUAAGUUCAGUGCACAUUUAUUUGGUUGCACCUGGGUUAGUUAGUUGCCACUGGCCCUCAGUUAUUUUUUUAUGUUAGCUCAGGCGACAUUCCAAGCCUGAUUGUUUAGUUGCCUGGACGAGGUAUCGAACUUGGUAUCUCAAGUAUCCAAACCCAAAGUUCUACCUUUACUCUAUACCGUGGCUACCACAUAGACCAUAUGAUAGCUAGUCUAUUAGAGUUACGGAGUGGAUGCUGGGCGAAGGGAAGCGUUGGCUGGGAUGGCCGAAACUAGAUGGUGCAAUGAAAUUAGGCAAUUUGCUGAUUCGUGGUGGUGUCAGCUUGCAAAAAAACUGGUUUUAUUGAAGAUUGCCGGGAAAAGCCUUCGAGCUGCAGGCAACAUGUGUAGCCUAAUGGUCAGGAUUAUACGCAGCGCUGGUUGUUCUGCCUUGCCUCACCCGAAAUCACGGGUUGAUAUCUUGCCGGGGAAGUCACCUUCCAGUGGCAAUGGAAAGCAAGAACUCAGUUGCAUGCUUAUAUGCACGUUAGUGGCUGCGAAUUAUCGAUAGGGCGACGCAAAAAAGGCUGCCGCCACAACACCUUGUUAACAGAAAUGGACAGGGUUUGAAAAGAACUAUAGUCGUUGCGAGACACAUUUUUGAUUCUUGCAUCAUUGGAGUGUUCUGCUAAUUCCCGGGAAAAUGUAGUAUUGCUUAUCUAAUUCUAAGGAUUUUUUGGUAAUGAAUUGGAACACAAGUGAAUAACAAAGUAAAAUGAGGGUGGAAAACAAGGUAAUUGCAAUAACAGAAGCUAGAUGUAUAGUACUCGUCUUCGACGUCCUUGUCAGCCUGCUAGAUGAAAUUCAGGCGAAACGUCAACUUUCCUGACGAAAGUUCUUUGAAUGUUAUAGAAACGUGGCAAACGUUCUUUUGAAUGCAAUAAUAUGUGUAGUGGCGUAAACGCUGCAGUCGGACAAUGUUAUGAUCAACCACAAGGCAGUAGGGCCUAUAUGGACAAGGAAAAACGCGAAACAAAAAAUUUUGAUCAAUUUAUUAUAAUGACAAUCUUCGAUAAGAAUUCACGCCGGGACUGUCACCUAAUAUAGACGAGAUUUCCCAAAAAUGGCUCUUCGCGAACGAAAUCGCACGCGGUAUUGUCAGCGGUCUUGAACAAACAUUUAUCGUUAAGAAACAUGUCUAAUAUGAUCCAGCAAAUUUUUAGGAAUUUGAGGCAUAGUAUGAUCAUGAACACAUGAACAUGCAUUGCUUCCCGAGUCUUCUGUGGUUACGCGUUGCAAACUUUGAACAGGAACUCGCUAAAUACUACGAAAUCACAGAGCUUUUCCUACUUCCUGUUCAGAUUGCGCCGCUGAUAUUCGCGCUUUGAAAGAACAGGUCACGAGCACGCAGUGUGCUCAAAGGAAUUACGUCAGCACAACUGUGCGAAGGUAGAAAGCGACCUUGCCAGUGGAAAUGCUCAUAAGUGGUAGGCCGCUUGCGAGUUAUCGCUGUUCACAUAGUUACCUUGCACAUUGCCUUUUCUUGUAGCCACUGAGGCAGGACUGCAAUAAAUAUUUGGGUUACAUUUCAUUUAGGCACGGCUAGAAUAAUUGCAGCACUGCAUUAGUAUUUUCCUGAUGGGUAAACGUUUAGACCAGAUGCCACAUCGGUAAGAAGUCAACAGGAUAAACACAAGAGUAAAAAAAUCCAACGGUAUUAACGAUCGACCCAUUCAAUUCGCAAUUUGAUGCAAGCACUCGGUCUCAUUUGGCCAUUGGUGCAAGGGCGGGGCCAGGCACAACCAUUGCCAACGCUACGAAGGGCCUGUAUUUGUCUUUGCACGUGCCUUCUAGCUAGAGCGUUGUUCUUUUUACAUCGCUACUAAAACCUUAUUGAGGCUGUCGUUAAGUACUCAGCAAUGCCUUGAGCUUAACGGUAAACUCGCAGCUUUUUUGACCGUGAACACUGGAGAGUGGACUGCUCCGUAAAGGCGGUUCACUUGGCCGUGCGAUUGGCGCAUGCUUGUAGUUUGUAGGUUUAGGUAACUCACUCCGUAAUUGCACUCUCGUGUCUUCUGGCAGAACCUGCUGCCCGAUCACAAGUCUACGCGUAUUCGCAUGAGAUUGCUUUAUUUUACAUCGAAGCUCUUGAGCUCUAGCCCCCGUACUCACGCCCUUCAUGCGUUCCCAGGGGGCUACCCGGGCCUGCCUACGUCCAUAUAAAUGGCGUGUGGGUCGAAUGCUUGUGUUGAUCUGGGAGAUAGAGCAAUACCGCGGGCCGAACUGCGGCGGAGGUGAAGCAAGCUUCAAGCACUCCGCCAACUUCCAAACAUAAGUUUAAUAUCUUC
Molecule: messenger RNA, 6537 nt
Organism: Dermacentor silvarum
Lineage: Eukaryota; Metazoa; Arthropoda; Arachnida; Ixodida; Ixodidae
Exons: 10
Coding region: 588-3074 (828 amino acids)
Source: RefSeq, a predicted model, not a curated record